Messenger RNA from Olea europaea var. sylvestris, 1396 nucleotides. Its product is annotated as pyrroline-5-carboxylate reductase. The transcript has 8 exons. Gene Ontology annotation, molecular function: pyrroline-5-carboxylate reductase activity. Gene Ontology annotation, biological process: L-proline biosynthetic process. NCBI's taxonomy places the organism in Eukaryota, Viridiplantae, Streptophyta, Magnoliopsida, Lamiales, Oleaceae. The coding region runs from base 347 to 1186 and encodes 279 amino acids. The record is from RefSeq and is a predicted model, not a curated record.
AACAUUAUAGUUCGGCCCAAAUUUAAGAUUAGCCACCUACCUACCAUUUUCAAUAUUUAACUAUUUUAGCCCAACUUAAAUGGAUCAACUUUUAAUCCAAUUUUUAAAAUUAGCCCACACACCAAUUUAACCCUCAAACUUUAAACACACCCGCUCCCUACUAACCCACCAAAUCAUUCAUUCAUACUUCUUAUCUAUUCUCAUUUUUCCAAUUGAUUAUGGAAACGCGCAAGUGAAGAGCCUGAAACGGUGAAGCCCCCUGCAUUCUGCAAGCCAGAAAGAAAACAUUACUUGUGGCACCACGUUCUGAGGUAAUAGUUGUUAGCUUUUUUCCAGAAAAUUCUCAAUGAUGACCAUUGUACCGAUUCCAAGCGACUCCUACAAGCUAGGUUUUAUCGGGGCUGGAAAAAUGGCUGAGAGCAUUGCAAGAGGUGUAAUCAAAUCAGGGUUGUUGCCUGCUUCCCAGAUUAGAACUGCACAUCUUGGAUAUGAUCGUCGUACUGCAUUUGAAUCUUUUGGCGUCAAAGUCCUAGAUCACAACAGUCAGGUAGUUGAAGACAGUGAUGUUGUCAUAUUAUCUGUCAAGCCUCAAGUUGUUGAAGGCGUGGUACUGCAGUUGAGGUCACUCCUCUCAGAGAAGCAGCUUUUGGUGUCAGUUGUUGCUGGAGUUAAACUAAAAGAUUUGCAGGAGUGGGCUGGUCACAGUCGAUUUAUUAGAGUUAUGCCUAACACCCCGGCUGCUGUUGGCAAUGCGGCAUCUGUUAUCAGCCUGGGGGCUGGAGCUACUAAAGAUGAUGGAGAAUUAAUUUCCAAGUUAUUUGGAGCCAUUGGUAAGGUGUGGACAGCUGAUGAGAAACUGUUCGAUGCAAUCACUGGCCUCAGUGGUAGUGGACCAGCAUACAUAUAUUUAGCAAUAGAAGCUUUGGCUGAUGGAGGGGUGGCUGCUGGUCUUCCUAGGGAUCUGGCACUCGGGCUAGCUUCUCAAACUCUGUUACAGGUAUUGGGAGCAGCAUCAAUGGCUGUUAAUACAGGAAAGCACCCCGGUCAGCUGAAAGAUGACGUUGCAUCUCCUGGAGGGACAACCAUAGCUGGUAUUCAUGAGUUGGAGAAGGCUGGUUUUAGGGGAAUUUUGAUGAACGCAGUUGUUGCUGCCAGCAACCGCAGCCGAGAACUUUCUAAUAACUAGUUUUGCCAUAUUCAAUGGAUUAGCUAGCUCAAUCUUAUUUCCCUGAGACCUUGCACUAUUGGUUUUUCCUUUCAUAAGAUGAUGUUUCUAUCAACUUGUCUUUACGUGUUGUCAUUGAAUUUCCUUGAACAAGCAAGGUUAAAUAUCGCGAAUAAUUAAUUGAUCAGAAGCAAUAAUUUGCCAUUCUUGUCUUUCUUUACCCUCUGAUAA